Messenger RNA from Linnemannia hyalina, 267 nucleotides. The record is from the annotation of a GenBank genome assembly. Lineage: Eukaryota; Fungi; Mortierellomycota; Mortierellomycetes; Mortierellales; Mortierellaceae.
AUGGACUUUUCUCAGUUUAACGAUGCCGAGCGCAACCACCUCCAGCGCGUCAUGGAGCAGAAGCAGAUGAAGGACUUCUUGAAGUUGUACAGUGGAUUGGUCGAGCGUUGCUUCACCGACUGCGUCAACGACUUUACUUCCAAGGCAUUGACCACCAAGGAGGAGGGUUGCGUACAGAAGUGCGCUGACAAGUUCUUGAAGCACUCGGAGCGUGUCGGUCAAAGAUUCGCCGAGGCCAACGCCGAGAUGAUGGGAGGAAGCAAGUAA